AGUGCUUGUGGUUGGUGCCUGACGCUCCUGGUGCCAUGGGGUCAUUGGUGCUGCUGGGCUUGGCCUUGCUCUGGGCUGGACUGGCACUAGCUGCAGUGGUUCCUGAUUUCAGUCUCUGCAACGAGUAUUUCUAUGGAGGAGUUGUGCCCCAGGGGUUGGAUACUCCAAACACAGCAAACAUUUGCCAGAAGCUAGAAAGCAAGUAUCAUUUUGCAACACUCUAUGACAAGAGCUGGAGAAUCCCAGUCUGGGCAGCGUACAAGUUGGGUACAAGAAAGGGCCAGGUGCAGUGUGAAGGUAAAUGGAAGGUGGAGCCGCAGCUGUCCAAGGCUGAAGAUGCAAGCCUAGAGAACAUCCAACGAAUGACUGAGGAAAAGAAGCUGAACUUAAAGGAUCCUAGCGUCCUGAAGAAAAGCCAAGCCAUUUUACAAGAUUAUGAGAAAACAGGCUAUGAUCAAGGACACCUGAACCCAAAUUCCUACCAGUGUGGAAAAGGACACCGAGAAGCCACCUAUACCCUCACCAACGCGGUCCCCAUGCACCCCGAAUUCAACCGGAAAAUAUGGUAUGCACUGGAACGAAACCUUAACAAGCAGUUAAAAGACAAAUGUAUUAAUGUGAAAGGGACCCCCUUCCUUGUGACAGGAGUAGUGCCCAACACAAACCUGAAAAUCCCUGAUAAGGUGGAAGACCAAAAAAAGAAUAUCCAGAGAGAUGAUGCAAGGGUGGUAGUCCCCAGCCAUGUCUGGACAGCUGUUUGCUGUGAUCAUUCAGACAAUAACAAAAAAUUUUCUUUCGCUUUCCUUGGGGAGAACAAACCAAAUUCUAACCUGGAGCAUCUAAGUGUGGCUGAGCUGAGUACCAAGCUGAGGCAGCUCUAUGGGUUUGCAAACACUCAUGCUGUCAAGAUUUUUAAAGAUGACUGUAAUGCAGGGAGCGCAGAGGCACAAAAUAUUGCAUCGGCAAUAGAGGCAGAGCUGCACAAAGCUGCAUUGAAGCGGGAAGGGGAUGACUCUUCCCACACCCUUCCUCCUCCAAAGAAACCAAAGGACGUUCAGGGUUAGCUUAGAUUAAGUUAGUGGGAAGCAGAAGUAAUCCUUAGCAGAAGAACAAUACUUUGUGUGUAUAAUGGGGAAGUGAAUCAGCAGACAGAGCUCUCAGUAAACCCUGUAAAUGAAUCUGCUCUUACCCAGCUGUACCCCGGGACCCAGGUAAUAGUGUAAUCGUGUCAUACCCAGAUGGGCUGGCAGCCCUGUCUUUUUUCUGGACACUGGAACUCGUGUGUUGGGUCAGUGCCUGGGGAUACCCAUUAUUUAUCCUGGGGAAGUGGUUACAGCUGCUGGGUUGGGAGGCUUUUGAUAAAUGUUGCAGUGGUGAUUUUCAUGCUCUUGGCCAGUCUGGGUGGGUUGUGAUUCAUUUAUGAUUAUUUUUUUAUAACCAGUUUUGUGUUAAAAUUUCAUAGUCUGCUGAUCCCAUGUUUGACAACUCUGUUUGUUCACCAAGUUUGGGAAAUAAAAAGAUU
This is a messenger RNA of Alligator sinensis (Chinese alligator), 1522 nucleotides long. Its product is annotated as endonuclease domain-containing 1 protein-like. The coding region runs from base 36 to 1064 and encodes 342 amino acids. NCBI's taxonomy places the organism in Eukaryota, Metazoa, Chordata, Crocodylia, Alligatoridae. The transcript has 2 exons. The record is from RefSeq and is a predicted model, not a curated record. Gene Ontology annotation, molecular function: metal ion binding; hydrolase activity; nucleic acid binding.